Trichoderma reesei QM6a is the source of this 4134-nucleotide messenger RNA. It is a transcript of the gene chi18-1, whose product is annotated as glycoside hydrolase family 18, chitinase. The record is from RefSeq and is a predicted model, not a curated record. NCBI's taxonomy places the organism in Eukaryota, Fungi, Ascomycota, Sordariomycetes, Hypocreales, Hypocreaceae. The coding region runs from base 1 to 4134 and encodes 1377 amino acids. Gene Ontology annotation, molecular function: chitin binding. Gene Ontology annotation, biological process: carbohydrate metabolic process. The transcript has 4 exons.
AUGAGGCUCACACUGGGAGUUGCUGCUGUGUGUCUAGCGGCUGGAGCUUUUUGGACUCCCCAGGGAGCUCUAGCAGCCAGCUCCAAUGCAGCAGCAGACGCACUCAUAGCCUCUCUUUCACAAGCCAAUUCCAUUAAAACCGCCUCCGGACCUGUCUCAAGUCGACCAACAGACCGUGCCAGCGCUCGAGCUGCCGUUCUGGCAGGAAACUUCACCUCUAAACUUCAUCAUGAGCGAAGAGACAGAAACAGAAACUCAUGUCCUGCCGCGUGUAACAGCGCGGAUACAGGGUCGUGGGAUGUGUUUCAUGACAUCAACCGUCUCAAGGAGUGCAAUCAAACGAUGUUGUUGGACUUUGCCCUUUUCAAUCACGUCGACGAUUCCAAGCCGGUCGUCAAAAUCUCGGCUUGUACGGCGGACCUAAAGGUGAAUGAGAACAGACUGCACUCGUUGUCUAAGACAAACGACUGUGCGGUCGAGGGUGUGGAACUGUCUUCAAAGACGACACAGAUCCAACUGGGCUCGUCAGGGGCUUCGUCAAAAACUCAUGUCGCCGAUGUCAGUGCUGCUCUCGACCAGCUGCUGGCUUUGUCGAGCAUUUCUUCUGCAAACUGUCAAGAGACAAUCAAAUACGCCACCUCUGGAGACGUCAUUAUUGGUGUCUAUGCAGGAUCCGGCAUCGCCAGUCAAGGAGUGCUGGCAUCUGUCAUCGACAAGCUCAGCAGUGAAAUCCAAAGCAACGGCCAAGUUACAGAGAACUUGGUGGCCCAAGUUUGCGGCAGCAAGACACCGGCAAGAUACACGCUGGGCAUAUUUGCCACAACCAAGGGGCAUCUCGGUGCUGUCCAGCGCAGUGUGCAAUCCUGGAAGAACGGCACUUGCGUUGCCACAAGUUCCACAGGCGAUGUCAAGAUCAAAUCGAGCUCGAAUAGUGUUACGUAUCUUGCCCCGUCUGCCUCCCACAACAACUCAACCUCCAAAAGCUCCUCCGGCAACUCCAAGAAGCCAUUGUCAGCUCGUGCCGACUGCCGCACCAUUCAAGUUGAGGCGGGAGAUUCAUGUGCCUCUCUGGCCACCGAGUGCGGCAUCACGCCAGCCCAAUUCACACAAUACAACCCCAGCUCAACUCUCUGCGGCGCUCUCACCCCCGGACAGCACGUCUGCUGCAGCUCAGGCACACUGCCCGACUUCACUCCCAAGCCCGAUGACAAGGGCUACUGCUACUCCUACCUUGUGAAGGAUGGCGACUCCUGUGCCUCGAUCGGUGCAGCUUAUGACCUGACCAAUGCCCAAAUUGAGAGCUUCAACAAGAAGACCUGGGGCUGGAACGGCUGUGCGAAGCUCUUCGCCAGCUACAAAAUUUGUCUGAGCACCGGCUACCCUCCCAUGCCAGCCCCUGUGGCCAACGCCGUGUGCGGGCCGCAGGUAAACGGCACCACGCCGGCUCCCCCUGGCGUCGACAUCAGCACUUUGAACGAAUGCCCGCUCAAUGCCUGCUGCAACAUCUGGGGCCAGUGCGGCACGACGGGCGACUUCUGUACCCCCUCAAACUCAAGCACCGGUGCCCCUGGAACCGCGGCCCCGAACGAGAACGGCUGCAUCUCCAACUGCGGCGACGAGAUCCUCACGUCGGAUCCCCCUGCGGAGACUAUGAACAUUGCCUACUUUGAGGCGUUUGACCAGAAGCGUACAUGCCUCAAGAUGCCUGUCACUGCGGUCGACACGUCUGCUUACACGCAUAUCCACUUCUCCUUUAUCACGCUCAACGAGGACUACUCCGUCAAUAUCGAUGGCGUGGAGAGCCAGCUACGUCUGCUUUCUGGCAUGGCUGGCGUCAAGCGCAUCGUGUCUGUGGGCGGCUGGGACUUUUCAACCAGUCCGAGCACGUACCAGAUCUUUCGCAAGGCUGUCUCGUCCGAAGAGAACCGCCAGACGCUCGUAAACAACAUUGUUGACUUCCUUGCCGAGUACGACCUCGACGGCGUCGACUGGGACUGGGAGUAUCCCGACGAGCCGGAUAUCCCAGGCAUUCCGGAGGGGACUGAAGAUGAGACAACGGGGUAUUUCCUCCUGCUGGAUGAGCUGAAGCUCAAGCUGCCGUCGAACAGGACCGUGUCAAUCACUGCGCCAGCAUCAUUCUGGUAUCUUCAGUAUUUCCCUAUUCUCGCACUCAGCUUUGUCGUCGACUAUAUUGUGUACAUGACGUACGAUCUUCACGGCCAGUGGGAUUACAUCAACAAAUAUGCAAGUCCGGGCUGCCCUUCGUACGAUCAGGGCCUGGGCAACUGCCUACGGUCGCACGUCAAUCUCACCGAGACGCUUAAUGCCCUUUCCAUGAUCACCAAGGCCGGCGUUCCGUCUAACAUGAUCACCGUCGGUGUCAGCAGCUACGGCCGGUCGUUCCAGAUGAGUUCGGCUGGAUGCUGGACUGAGCAGUGCACUUACACGGGGCCUGAUUCGGGGGCUCUUCCGGGGCCCUGCACCAAUACUUCCGGCUACAUCUCCAACUACGAGAUUAACAGAAUUGUCGCCGGAAAUCCUUCUGCAGAGGUACACUGGGAUCAGGACUCGUACUCCAACAUUGUCGUUUACAACGGCACUCAGUGGGUUGCCUUUAUGAAUGAUUCCAACAAGGCCACCCGAACUGCUUUGUAUCCGUCCAUUAACUUUCUGGGCAUUGCCGACUGGGCUGUCGAUUUACUGUCUGAAGAUGGUGAUUCACCAGAUUCAUCAUCUUCUUCUGAACAGACAAUAUACAUUGACCCGGGCAUCUGGUCGUCCGCAACACCGUCGGUCGUGGCACCGCCUGGCGCGUCACUCAUCUGGCCUCCAAAGCCUCUGGGAAGUACUACAACGAUCACUUUUCCUCUUUGGACGACAACAGUUUCUUACAGCAGUUUGACGACGGAAACAAGUACUUUGACAGAUGGGUCGACGACCACGUAUCACGCGUAUGUGUGGGUGUCGUGGCUGACGACCCUUACAAUUCCUGCAGGCAUAUGGGGUGUUUCUCUUAACAAAAGCUCCUCCACGGGCACGAUUUACCUGACGAGUUCCGUCCAGCCACCACCCUUCAAGGUGACCAUUACUCCAGUAGUGAGCGGCACAACGUCCAUCAUUGGCCCCACGAAGACGUCCACCAUCAAGGGCACCGUCAUCACCUAUGGCUCCGAGACCUGGACGGAGCAAGACGAGACCCAGACGCAAGGCAGAAGCACCAGCAUCAAGGGCGGCACAACCCUCCCGCCCACCAUCAUCACCGUCACGCCCAAUCCUCAUCCCACCACUGUGGCAACCAAACCAGACCCAGAGGUCAAUCCCAAGCCGCCAUCGUGGAAGUCUGGGUCUGAUCCUAAGCCGACUGCCAAGCCGGGAUGCUCUGGAUGCGGCAAGCCUUGCAUCCUCUUCUGUGAUUCUGGCUGUCCGUUCUGCCCUCCUGGCAUCUUCCACCCUGGUGGCGGUGGUGGAGGAGAUCCCAACGACCCAGAUGACGACGACGACGACGAUGACGAUGACGACCCAAGUCAGUACACAAUCUAUGCUGAAUCUGUCCUUGACGACCAGUUCCCAGACAGCCCCGAGGACGCAGGCUCUCUGAACGAUCUCUGGAACACAGAGAUAUCUCGCUUCGCUUCCGAGAUGGGCUGGCUCACGACGAGUUCAACCACCACCAAGCCAUCCAGCACAGCCCCUCCCCCUCCGCCACCCAAGCCCACACCAGAAGCAACGUGUGAGUACUUUUACGGAGGAGUCCUGUACGAGUUCUUCAUCUACUACAUCUCCGGCUGGGACACCGACGACCUCGAGGGCCAUCUGCACGACGAGGAGAAUGGGUGCGGUGCGCUGACGGGCUGGGACUGGGAUUAUGCGCAUGCAAAGGAUCCCUCGGUGGCAUUCAACUUGCCUCUAUUCAUCAAAGACGGGUGCGUUGAACGUGCAAUUGUUUCUGCUGGAGGGCCCAAGAUUUCGUGUUCAAUGUAUGGCGGGUGGGGGACUCCUGGACCGGACGAUGAUGAUAUGGAUGCCGCGUUUGCAAAGGCUCAUCAAGCGAAUGCUACGCAAGAGCAUGGGCCGUAUAGGCCGAUGAGUUGGGCUACUUUGCUUGCGAGGGCAACGGGGCGAAGGCAGAAGUAG